Molecule: messenger RNA, 975 nt
Organism: Penaeus monodon (black tiger shrimp)
Lineage: Eukaryota; Metazoa; Arthropoda; Malacostraca; Decapoda; Penaeidae
Exons: 2
Coding region: 1-975 (324 amino acids)
Source: RefSeq, a predicted model, not a curated record
AUGGAUUUGAACAUCAAGGUAUCCCGAGUGCAUAGCACACCGAAACCUGGACCUAAGAAGGUCAAAUGGCAUAGAUUGAAGGAUCAGGAGAAGAAAGAAGAGUUCAAAGAGAGAGUACUCGGGCAAAUUAGCCAAGAAAUUGAAGAUCUAAACUCCUGGGGGAAUGAAGCAGCAGAAUUUGUGAUACGAGCAGGAAAAGAGAUUUUAGGAGAAACUAGUGGAAAGAUCAGGAAAGAUAAAGAAACUUGGUGGUUCAAUGAUGAAGUACAACAGAAUAAAGAGGCAAAGAGAGCAGUGGCAAUAGCUAAGAGCAGGGCUCACGAUCAGUUGUAUAAAGAUCUAGACAGCAAGGAAGGACAGGGAAAGGUUUUUCAACUGGCGAAGACAAGGAAUAAAAGCACAAAACAUAUCGUGCAUAUUAGGCAAACGAAAGAUGAGAAUGGAAAUAUCAUUAGAACAGAACAAGGCAAAAUCAAGAGAUGGGAACAAUAUUUCUCUAAAUUCCUGAACGAGGAAAAUGAACGGCUGAUCAGAGGUGAUGGGGACGCUAACCAGGGUGCAGUCUUGGAAAUAUCAAGGAUAGAGGUGCAACAGGCGCUGAAGAAGAUGAAAAACGGGAAAGCCACGGGACCAGACGGCGUCCCCAUAGAAGCCUGGAAAGCGAUGGGAGAGGAAGGCAUUGACGUGUUUUGGAUGCUGAUGGGGAAGGUGAUGGAUGAAUAUCCCGACAGUAUGGAAAGAAAGCAUAUUAAUACCGAUUUUCAGAGAGAAAGGAGAUGUCCAAAAUUUAAGAGAAAAGAUGUCCAAAAUUGUGAAAAUUAUAGAGGCAUGAAACUAAUGUCACAUACUUUGAAACUAUUAGAAAGAAUAACAGAUGGCCGAAUAAGACAGGAAGCGUUUAUUGGAAGACAACAACUGGGCUUCAUGAAAGGAGCAGGAACGGUGGACGGGAUAUUCUGCCUUACACGUGUCUAG